AUGGUUAUUACUGGGACAAACUCCGAAAUGUGCUUUCAGUUGGAACGUCUUUUCCUUCAUUUGGCUUUAAUCAACGAUGAUUCAAAAUUGGAAACAUUUACUCAUAAACACUUAUUGGAUAUCAUAGAAUGCACUUCCACAGGCGAUGUUGAAGUUCGAAAUAAAGGAAUGGAAGUGUUAACACAUUUAAAUCGUCGAAUUAAAAGCAAUUUAAUGAUAAUGUUACCGUUGAAGGAUAUCUUAUAUUAUGUAUUAUCCUCAACACAAGAGAACUUCUUAGGAACGAAUUUCGCAAUUGUUUACCUUAAAAUAGCAUUGGAUCGUGUGGACACUAAAGAACACAUUGCUCUUCUUCCAAAUCUUCUGGAUGGUUUGCUGAAAUACAUAAACGAGAGGAAGAUAUUUGACCAGCUUAUUGUUUUAACAGCGCGUGCUUGGAUAUAUAUCGCUGAUCUAAACCAGCAAAUAUGGCCGUCACUAGAACCAUUAAAAAAUAAAAUAAUUAGGUCGGAAAUACUGAAAUUCUUUUCGGACAUACUAUAUUUUCCGAACUCAAGUAACGAAAAUAGAAAUGUAGCCAUUAUGCUGGAUAACUUUUGUGAUCAUGCAUGUAUGUCAAAAAAUGGAUUUCUGCGAAUUGCUAAAAAUGUUUUAAAUGAUCCAAAAGUUAGUAUUACUGCGUUAAAGCUAUCUGUAAUAAAGGUGUUGUCAUCAAUGGUUUUUGCUGAAGCCGAGAUCUUACCAUUAUUGGUUGGAGCUAUCGCGCUUGGCCCUGGCGAAGUUGAAUUAGCUGGCGAUAUCGCUAUCAAAAAAAUUGAUUUGGAAAAAGUCCUAACAAACAAGGACACAGUGAACAGUUUGUUCAAUUUAUAUCUCGGUUUGUCGCAUCAGAAGCUGGAAGAAAGCGACAAAGUUCUGCCAGCUACGAUUCUCAUUAAGUUGAAGCUAAUGCCUCUAUUAAUGAAAUCUCCUGUUGCGGUCCAAACUUUCCCACAUAAUAUUAGAGUGGCAUUUGAUGGCUUAUUCAAGAAAGACGAUUUUGUUCAAAAUAAACCUAUCAAAUUGCAACAAAUAAGCAUCGACUUUUUGUUGCUUAUUGUGAAAAAUUUCCCUACGAAUGCUUUGCCAACGUUUGGCCCCAUUAUAUUUUCUUCGAUAAGAAAGCUAAUUGAACAGAAUGAGUUCUCAGGUAUUGUUGCUAUAGCCUAUCAGUGUUUUGGUAUUAUUGGUUGUAAAGUCCCACAAUUGGUUGUAAAUGAUAUGGCUUUGUUGCAGGAAACGUUUGAUGCCAUUCCAUUGGCACCAGUAGAAGUAUCUUCUGCAAUAGCAGAUUGUUUACUAAAUUGGUUACCUGCUUUCUGUGCGGUUAACGAUGUUGUCUUAAACGGUAUUUUGGAAGCACUCAUUUCUUCAUAUAUUGUUCACGAAUCACCGAAAUGCCGUCUUGUUGCCUUAAAGUUUGUUGAAACAUUGGUGAAAACACCAUCGUUGGAAUUCCGCUGGAUGCUUUGUCGAACUUGCGAAGAUCCGAGAGAUGAAAUGAGACGCGAAGCUGUGCGUCUACUGGAUUUAUCAGUUGCAGACCCCACGACGACACCUGAUUUUAAAGAUUUGGUUGAAUUUAUUCACCGAAAAUUGAAUUUGCAAGGUGCUGUUGGAGGAGUAGGCUUUGCAACUGCUGAAGCGAAGAAGAAGAAAGGAACUUUUGCUGACGAAGUGUUUCACAUUUCAGCGCUUUAUCUGUACGCCAAUUUACAAGUUGCUUGUUUGCUACAACCAGUCUCACUAAUAGAAGCGGAUAUUUUUCCAAGAACAUCGCAUUAUCCUGUAAUCAGUAGAUAUCUAGUUUCGAUCAGUGAAGAUCAUGUUGAGAUUUUACAUCUCUUCCUAGAAAUAGUUUUGAAGGCAAAUGAAGCACAGCCAGCUAAUGUUCUCAUCGAAAUUGCUUGUUUGAUCUUGCACAGUGGAAGUGGAAAUUUAGGUCACAAUUAUCAUGCGGUUGUGGCAUCUUUAGAGCGUCAUUUGAAUUCCAUUUCUCGGAUAACAGUGUGUGCAAAACUUUCUGAGCUUUACAGUCUGAUACUGACUGAUAUGGAAAAAAAGAAAUGUUUAGAACGAUGUAUGGAGCAGUUUGACAACCGUGAUGAGUUACAGGUUCAAGUCCCAUGGCUUUGUGCAUAUUUAGCAACUCAGUCACAGGCAGACUUAACUACUGGAGAAUUCAAUAGAAUUAAAGAUCACUUAGUGAACGUGAUCGAAAUAUUUUCUACUCAGCAGCACUCUGAAGCAGCUUGUGGUUCGUUGGCAGAAUUAUUGAGAAGAGCUGUUUUCAGUUUCAGAGAAACAGAGAAGACUAACUUAUUAUCAUCAAUUUCUGAUAAUCAAUUUUAUUCGCUCUGUAAAUUGCUGGGAAAGAUAGCAAAAUCUCGAAAGGAUACUUUAACAUCAAAAAUGAAAGAAUCAGCUGUGCAGUGUCUUGGUUUUCUUUCAUUACAUAAUUUGCCAACUAUUUUAUAUGAAAAAAUUUUGGCUCAGUUAUUUGCAUGUGGUGAGAUUGCUACCCAACCAGAACUGCAGUUUACAGUUGGCAGUGCGCUUUUUGACGCUGCUUUCGGGGAAAGUUCUCCAUCACGUAGAAAUAUUUUCACCGAAACAGAAGAAUUUUUUCUGGAAAAGAACUUAUCUGUUGAUGGACGGGACUGUAUUGAGAAGAAAGUAGCGAAUUUAUUGGAAAUUCUGAAUAUUAAAUUACAUCACGUGAAUCGCCAUUUGCGUCAAGCUGCGCUUGUUUGGUUGUUUACUUUGGUGAAACGAUGUAGUGCCAUGAAACUUGAUUGCAUAAUGAACAGUUUAUGCUCUAUUCAAUAUGCUUUUAUCAAUGGCUUAACCGAAACAAGCGAAUUCUCGCAGGAAGUUGCAAGCGAAGGACUUGGUAUCAUUUUUGAACUAGGCUCGGAAAAUCAAAAGAAAGUAAUGGUUGAAGAAUUGGUUAAUACACUCUCAGCUGGUCGAAAACAAAUCAAUCCAGUUGCACCAGACACUCUCUUGUUCUCGAAGGGUGAAUUGGGUACUUCACCGAUGGGGGAAAAUUUGACAACCUAUAAAGAACUCUGCAAUUUGGCUACGGAUUUGAAUCAGCCGGAUCUCAUAUACAAAUUUAUGCAGCUUGCAAAUCACAAUAUUUUAUGGAAUUCCAAGAAAAUAAGUUCCUUCAAUUUGUUUUCUAUUAUAAUGCAACAAGAAAAAGGUGCAAUGGAACCAUAUUUGGCUCAGUUGGUACCAAAACUUUACAGAUAUCGAUAUGAUCCUGAUUUGAAAGUCCAAGGCGCCAUGAGGUCAAUUUGGCAAGCAACCACAGUUUCUAAAAAAAAUGUGAUUGAAGAAUAUGCAGACGCUAUUUUCAAAGAACUUAAAUUAACCCUUACGGACCCUCAGUGGCGAACGCGUGAAUCGAGUUGUUUGGCAUUAGCAGACUUUCUCAGUGCACAUUGCACUAAUGAAGUAGUGGAACAUUUUGGUGAGCUUUUCGAAAUAUUGUAUCGAGUUCAGGAUGAUAUAAAGGAAUCAGUUCGAGUAGCAGCAGGACGUACUUUAUCAAGUCUCAUUAAAAUUACGCUACGCAAAUGUUCUUCAUUUAAUGGCGCUAAAGCUACUCAGUUGCUUGGAAUGGUGCUUCCAGUUAUUGUUGAGAAAGGAGUUAGAUCGAGUGUCAAAACUAAUAAAAUAUUGAGCCUAAAAUUGAUCAUGGACGUUGCAAAGGAAGCUGGUUUGGCACUACAACAACACGUAAAUACAAUAGUACCGUGCUUGCUAGACUCAUUGAGUGAAGAAGAGUCAACGUUUCUGAAUUAUCUUGCUGCUAGAUCAAGUUUAGUUGAACUGGAAGUGCUGGACUCGGCCCGUACGUCAAUGGCACAUGGCUCUCCAAUGAUGGCUGCUCUUCGUUGUGUUGUCCCGUAUGUAGAUAAGGAUGUUUUCAACCCUGAAUUAAGCGACAAAUUGGUUGAACAACUACGUUGCAGUGUUGGCGUGACGACACGUACAGGAUGUUGUCAAUUUAUUAUCGAUUUAUGCCUUCAGCGUCAGGAACUUCUGUUGUCUUGUCGAUCUUCAUGUGAUAAAAUGAUACGAGUUCUUCUCACUGGCUUAAAUGAUCGUAAUCCAGUAAUUAAAAAACAGUUUGCAUCUUGUUUAUCAUAUUUACUGCCUUUCUGUUCAAGAAAAGAAGUAAAUCGAAUUCUGGAUUACAUAAAACAAAAAAUGCAAAAUGAACAAGAUGAAGAAAAAGUGACAGUAUUGCAUCUUCUACGCUUUUUAUCAAGAAAUACUGAAGUUCUUUCUGAGUUACUAACUGUCAUUGUUCCAUUUAUAUUUCUUUAUAAAUGCCAGGAAGUUGCUAAAAAUGAUGAGGCAGGAAGAAAGAGGAUCGAGAUGUGGGAUGAAUUAUGGUCUGAGUUGGUUCCAGACACUUCAUCUGCUAUUCGUUUAUAUCAUAAGGAAAUGGUCGAGGUAGCUUUACUUACACUAAACACAAGUCCUGUUUUUGCGAUGAAAGCACAAGCAGCAAAGGUACUUGCAUCAGUUGCCGAAUCUGGUAUUCUCAAUGAUGACGUUGACUGUAUUGAAAUGCUCUAUGAUAAUUUAACAAACGCAUUACGUGGCCGAAUAUGGGAUGGUAAAGAAAAGUUAGUUGAAGCUAUCAGAGCGUUAUUAUUUUCGGCAGGAAAAAAUUUGGCUUCAAAGUGGGAUGAAACUACAGUUGAAAUGAAAUUUUUGCCUUUAUGGGGACAGUGUAAAAAAAAAAGUGAGAAAUAUACUGGAGAAGCUAUUCUGUGUGCUGCUAUGUUUUGCGAAAUGACUGGUUGUAGUAAAAUUGCUCAACAAAUGAUGUCCUAUAUUUGUGAUGUCAUAAACUGUAGUCAUUCAGAACAAAAUUGCAAUGUUAUCAGCGAAGGAGAAAGUGAAAACCUGAAAAAUUAUGAUUAUCUAAUGAAGAUUGUGCCAGCAAUUGCUCAUUUGUUACUGUCAUUUCACGGAGCCGAAUUGUUUCGUUGCAUGGAGCAAGUAGUCGCUUUGUUGAAGUCUGAUACAUUUUGGAAAGUGAAGCAAGCACUUAUUAUCGAAUUACCACAUUUCAUUGAAAGAUGUUCAUCUCAUAUUGAUUUCACCGCUCUGUUUGUGGUUGUUGGUUCACUUCUGGUUGAAAAUGAUGUUUCGCAACGGCAUACGUUUACUCAACAAUGUUGCGUCGUUCUCGAAUAUAUCAUUAAGCGAGCACAGAACAAAAAAUGUAUUUUGUUGCUAUACAAGCACAAAGAUACCGUGGAAACACUAAAGAAAAUAACAGUCGUGAAAUCAUCCGCAGUCGUGAAAUCACUUGACAAAUUAUUGAAGUAUGAAUAA
Messenger RNA from Brugia malayi, 5403 nucleotides. RefSeq lists its product as uncharacterized. Bases 1 to 5403 code for a protein of 1800 amino acids. The transcript has 38 exons. Gene Ontology annotation, cellular component: cytoplasm; nucleus. NCBI's taxonomy places the organism in Eukaryota, Metazoa, Nematoda, Chromadorea, Rhabditida, Onchocercidae. Gene Ontology annotation, biological process: proteasome assembly. Gene Ontology annotation, molecular function: molecular adaptor activity. The record is from RefSeq and is a predicted model, not a curated record.